Molecule: messenger RNA, 1887 nt
Organism: Carassius carassius (crucian carp)
Lineage: Eukaryota; Metazoa; Chordata; Actinopteri; Cypriniformes; Cyprinidae
Product: adenosine receptor A2a-like
Exons: 3
Coding region: 664-1845 (393 amino acids)
Biological process (GO): G protein-coupled receptor signaling pathway
Cellular component (GO): membrane
Molecular function (GO): G protein-coupled receptor activity
Source: RefSeq, a predicted model, not a curated record
CACCAUCACAAAUGGUAUGCCCUUACUUUCAAAACAACAGGAGGUCUAGAAUACUUUCCUAACCUUAAGACUUUCUUGUGAUGUUCAACAGACGUUUUGUGUAUUAAUACAACUUGUGUUUUUUCUUAAAGAAAAGCAAUGAAGCAGCUUUAUUGAACCGUGGUAGAAAUCUAUCAUUUCAUACCCUGCUGAGAACUGAAUUAGUUCAUGUGCAUCGACACUGCAACUCCCAAACAGAUAAGCUCUUCCUCUCCCUUUCAUUCUUCUUUCACCCCAAUCAAUUUUGCAAUAUUUGUUUACUUUAAAGAUAGAGUCCUGGCGUGCGCAAAUCGCUGCUGGUGUGUCUGUCUCAGACUGUGCAUAUCUAAAAGUGUGUAUGUGAGCUGGGGCCUUUAUGAGUUCCUGAAUGAAAUUGAUGUAGGCUAUAUUUGUGAUGACGAAGCUGCCCUUUGUACAGGCCAAAUGGAAUGGGCAGUUUUGCUCAUACACUUGAAUGGAUUGAUAAGCACACACUGUACUGAAAGGAGGAGUUGUGGUAAAAAUGGUUUAUGAUGAUGUGUUCGCUCUGUCCAUACAUUUGAGACCGACGGAAUUAGCUUUGGGUGACAGAGAAAACUCUGAGCUGACAGAUUCAUAUUUAUCUUCGUGUAAAAUUACGGGGUCAUGUAUUCCAUGUGGCUAUAUUCCCUGAUUCAGUGUGUAAUAGCGGUGCUGGUAAUCGGAGUGAGUGUGAGGUUGUGCUUCGCUGCUGGCUGUGCUGCAGCUGGUCCAGGAACUAGAAGCUGGAGCACAUCUGCAUGCCUGAAGCUCUGCCUCUGCUUGGUCGGGUCAGUGGGCAGUAUUGUGGACGCUCCUGUGUCUGUGCUGUUGAACCUGAGGAGCUCCCAGUGCCUUUACACCUGUAUCGCCAUGAUCUCCUGCCCCCUCCUGCUCAGGCAGUUCACCGUGUGCCUUCUGCUUCUACUCACCCUUAACACACACCUGCAGAGCCGCCUGGGGAACAGAUAUGCAGGAUUAGUGACUCGUAGGCGGGUUUUGUGCUCAGUGCUGCUCUGCUGGGUCAUUUCAGUGAUCAUCGCCUUCGGCCAGUUCUUAGUUUCCAACUCUUUGGAUACCUCGGGAGCGUCUGAGGAUGACGAUACGGCUGGACUGGGGAUGGAUGAAUGGCCUGAAGCCAAUUAUACCACCCCUGCCCUCCCUCCCAAACGCCCCUACCCACAGGAUCGCUCUGUAAUCGGACAGUUCUUGCCUUACGGAGGAUUUCUUUCCAAGUUCCUGGUAGAGGACAAUGAGAACUUCACAUAUGCUGAAAUCCAUGGCAGCCAUUGGGGCAUCUGUGCCCCUGACACCACACUCAGUCCAGUCUUCAUGGUGUAUGUUUAUGCCGUCACCGUGUUUGUUAUCCCUUUGUUGGUUCUGUCAGGUGUGUAUCUGGACUUGAUGUGUUUCAUGCCACAGCAGGUUCCAGCGAACUCCACAUUUCCUCAGAAACGAAGCUCAGUGCAGUCUCGCUCAUUGGCUCUCUCUAUUUCUCUACUAGUAAUGCUUUGCCUGCCCCUGCACAUCACCCACGCUUUGUUACUCUUCGCCCCAAGUGCCGCUAGACCCAGCUGGACCUCUCUGAUGGCCUCGGUUCUCUUCCAGAUGUAUAGCCUAGUGCCCCCUCUUCUCUUCACCAACACCUCUCAGCAGGUAGGCUUUGAGUGCUCCUUGUUAUCCGCGCCCAACCUGACCUCGAGGGUUAUCUCCUCUCAAGUCAAAUCUGUGGGGAGUGCUUUCCGUUCAGUGGAAGAUUUCAGUCAGCCUGGACCAACACUGAAAGCCAAAGCUUCUCCAGAAAUGUGAUGGGAUUUCAUGUGAAGAGGGCACUGGCACCAAAAGUUAUCU